This is a messenger RNA of Raphanus sativus (radish), 1512 nucleotides long. RefSeq lists its product as uncharacterized. The record is from RefSeq and is a predicted model, not a curated record. NCBI's taxonomy places the organism in Eukaryota, Viridiplantae, Streptophyta, Magnoliopsida, Brassicales, Brassicaceae. The transcript is spliced from 5 exons. The coding region runs from base 1 to 1512 and encodes 503 amino acids.
AUGGCGUCUCCUCAACGCAACUAUCUGGAUCAGUAUGAAAAUCCAUACUAUCUUCACAGCUCAGACCACGCAGGACUCGUCUUAGUCUCCGAUCGUCUCACCUCUGGCUCGGAGUUCCAUUCAUGGCGUCGCUCGGUUCGGAUGGCUCUCAACGUCCGUAAUAAGCUUGGAUUCAUUGACGGCACCAUCCCUAAACCUCUUGAUGAUCAUCGCGAUGCUGGAUCGUGGUCUCGUUGCAACGAUAUGGUCGCUACUUGGCUAUUGAACUCCGUCUCCAAGCAAAUCGGUCAGAGUCUUCUCUUUAUGUCCACUGCUGAGUCGAUUUGGAAGAAUAUUCUCUCUCGUUUUAAACAAGAUGAUGCUCCAAGAGUCUAUGAAAUCGAACAACAGUUGAGUCGUUUACAGCAAGGUUCGUUGGAUGUGAGUGCUUACUAUACGUCUUUGGUGACUCUUUGGGAAGAGCACAAGAACUAUGUGGAUCUCCCAGUGUGUACUUGUGGCAAGUGUGAAUGUAAUGCAGCUCAACUUUGGGAGCGUCUCCAACAACGUAGUCGUGUUACUAAAUUCUUGAUGGGGCUCAAUGAGUCUUUUGAACCGACUCGUCGUCAUAUUCUGAUGCUUAAACCGAUCCCCUGCAUUGAAGAUGUCUUCAAUCUUGUAGCUCAGGAUGAGAGACAGAAGUCUAUUAAACCGACUACUACUCCAGCAACGGUUGUCUUUCAGACUUCUGGUCCUCCUGCAGCUCCUAAUGACGCUUCUCUUGAUCAUAAUGCUUUCGCUGCAGCUCAUUCACACUCAGGCUAUCGUCCUAAACAACGGCCACAGUGUACUUAUUGUGGACAACUUGGACAUAUCGUUGGUAAAUGCUUCAAACUUCAUGGCUAUCCUCCAGGACAUAGGAAUUAUCGGCCCUCUGUUCCUACUCAGGCUCCGGGUACUGAUUAUGCUCCAAGAGGUCACCAGCCGCUUCACCAACGUCCACCUCCACAAUCUCAACCGUCUCAUGCACAGCAUAACCAACAAACAAAUGCUGUGGCUCAUGUAACUGCUGGUGUUGCUAACUCGGUUCCUGCUACAGGACAACUGGACAACACUCAGAUUCAGCAUCUUAUCCAACAGUUACAAGCUUAUGUGAAUCCUUCUACGUCUGCUCAACCUCAACAGUUGUCUACUGUAAAUGAGAAAGGUUACAUGGCCCCUCAAUCUACGUCUGUCUCUCUCCCAAAUGGAAUCACUGAAAACAUAUCUCAUAUAGGAACUGUGCAUCUUUCAUCUGCACUUGUUUUGCAUAACGUGUUACAUGAGUCUACUCAGGACUCGAUGAUUGGUAGAGGAUCUCUGCUUCACAACCUUUAUAUUCUCUGUUUUACAAUGGAACGGUUGGGAGUUAAGGUUAAGGAACCGUUAUCUAAUGAUAUUCUUGGAUACCGUUUACUCGGGAUGCCUCCUCCUUCAUCCGGUGGUGCUGCAAUGGUCCUUGUGUUUCGGGCUCUCUCGGUGUUCACCGAUUAG